GCUCUUCUCGAAAACAUGUCGCCCAUGAAGCUGUGUGUUCCAGGUGACAAACUAUGCAGCAUAGACGACUGUAUUCCAGGCACAGGAGUAUAUCUGCGGCACGGCUACAUAUACUCCUCACUAGCAGGCUACGUGCUCAAGAAAAACGAGGGCGAGGAGUUACCUGUGAUCUCAGUGGUGAGGGAAACAGAAACACAACUACUGCCAGAUGUAGGAGCAAUAGUCACCUGUAAGGUGACCAGCAUCAACCCCAGGUUCGCCAAGGUCCACAUCCUUUAUGUAGGCUCCACGCCGCUGAAGGACCGCUUCAGAGGGACUAUCAGAAAAGAAGAUGUGCGGGCAACAGAGAAAGACAAGGUGGAGACAUACAAAAGCUUCAGACCUGGUGACAUCGUCUUGGCGAAAGUGAUUUCUCUUGGUGACGUUCAGUCUAACUACCUGUUGACAACAGCAGAGAAUGAGCUGGGAGUCGUGGUGGCACACAGUGAAGCAGGUGCCCAGAUGGUUCCCAUCAGCUGGUGUGAGAUGCAGUGCCCACGGACUCACACCAAAGAGUUCCGCAAAGUUGCGCGAGUGCAGCCGGAGUAUCUACAGGCAUGAGAGCCCUGAAACUUCCCUCUUCCACAAGGAACACACAGCUUCCCCUCCCUCCUUCACUCACUGUCGUCAAGUAGCCUCUCAGCUCUGUUUCAGAUGUUUUCUGAGAGACUGGACGACGUGCAAUUUGUUGGCUACUUCUGGUUUCAUGUCUUUUUUUAUAAGUGUUUUUUGAAUAGCUUUCCCUCUGCACAUUGUGUCAUCAUUUGACUGUGCCAGCUUGAAAACACUGAAGCAGACCGAUCUGCAAACCUGUCAGGACAUAUUCUGAACAGUGUAGCGACUGUUGUUAAGACAUUUUUAACUAUUUCGAAGGGGGUACAUCGCAGCUGCCAAACUUUCAAAGUGACCACUAAUGCUGAGAAGCUAAAAGCAUCAGGAUUUUGCAACUAGAGACGAAAGGCACUUUGCUAGAAAGUAUUACAGCAAAGUUUAGAUCAGCAGGUCACUGGAAGGAUGAAGCAUGUUGCUGGGUGAAUAAUUGUAAGAUUUGGUUGAGACAAGAUUCAGACUACAUCUCAUGGAAAGAUUUAAGAUGAACACUGUUUUGUCAGCAGAGAUCAUUGCGAAGGGCAGUGGCUGCAUUUGGUCUGAAAUGAGGAUCUGACCAAAGAAGCUGCAUAGUGAGCGCUGCACUUUGAAACUUUUCAUGAUGUAUGGCUGACUUGUUUUUAAUAUCUUGCCUGUAAAAGUGACACAAACAUUGGUUUAAAGACAUCUUAAUCUAUUGAGGCUCAUUUUUCCUUACACCUUUUCAAGUCAAGCGAUGGAAAAAUGUCCACACAGCAGUUUUAAAAGGAAAAUGAAUGUAAUUGAGAGCCUAAUGUUCACUUACAACACAGCUACCAAGAACGGAAUACUGAAGUACCACAUCAUAUGAUAGUCAAAUAUUUUUUGUUUUCCAGCACAUAAAACUAGAUGAGCCGAUAACAAGCAGAAAUGUUUCCACUUUAUCUUUAAAGUGACUUUGUCUUUCCUUGUUCUCUCUUGACUUUACAGCAGAUGUCAUGUGCAAGAUUGAAAUAAAAUGACUAUCAGAAACUGCUAA
Molecule: messenger RNA, 1645 nt
Organism: Seriola dumerili (greater amberjack)
Lineage: Eukaryota; Metazoa; Chordata; Actinopteri; Carangiformes; Carangidae
Gene: exosc1
Product: exosome component 1
Exons: 8
Coding region: 16-600 (194 amino acids)
Biological process (GO): RNA processing
Cellular component (GO): nuclear exosome (RNase complex); cytoplasm
Molecular function (GO): RNA binding
Source: RefSeq, a predicted model, not a curated record